Messenger RNA from Lathyrus oleraceus (garden pea), 665 nucleotides. RefSeq lists its product as uncharacterized. The coding region runs from base 107 to 409 and encodes 100 amino acids. The transcript has 2 exons. The record is from RefSeq and is a predicted model, not a curated record. NCBI's taxonomy places the organism in Eukaryota, Viridiplantae, Streptophyta, Magnoliopsida, Fabales, Fabaceae.
ACACAUUUUUUUAGCAAUAGUUGCGGUUGUGUUGAAUAUAUCAUCGGUAUUGUGAAGUCGUGGUGAGAGUGUGUAUCUUCAUCUUCACCUACCGAGGCUCUAUUCAAUGGAGAAACUCAAUUUUUCUCGGCAGGUGGAGUGGUGGCAGAAGAACAUCAUCUAUCGUGUUCGAAGGCUUUGGCUUACCAUCGCCACACGAUUUGGAAUUCGUAAAACUGGGCUAAAGAAGCUAAGAAAUGAUGUGAGGGCUUGUGAGUAUGAGGAUAUUCGUGUGAUGUGGGAGAUGUUGAACAGGAAUGAAUCAUUAUCAGAGUUUGGUGGCAAUUCUCCAAACAAAAUCAAGAAGAUGCAUCACUUGAAAUUGUUCAAAUGGGCAAGGUGUGUUGCUCCAUAUACUAGUCACUCCUAAUCAAUCAUCAUGCUCUUGUGUGUCAUCAUGUGUGUGAGUUUAUUUCUCUUCACAAAAAGCCACUAUACUUUGUUUGGUGUGGUUUAUUUUCUUCAAUCGGGAAUAAAGAGAUUAGGGUUUCAUGUAGAACAUGGUCUCUUCUCUCAUGUGAAUCAGCUCAAUUGUUUUGUUGUUGGUGCGCAGUGUGUGUGUGUUGUAAAUUGCGAACUACAGAAUUUGAUUCCUACUAAUAAAAAAACUCAAAUCAUUUUGUAGA